Messenger RNA from Ctenopharyngodon idella (grass carp), 3056 nucleotides. RefSeq names its product solute carrier family 38 member 9 (gene slc38a9). The transcript has 15 exons. Gene Ontology annotation, molecular function: amino acid transmembrane transporter activity. The record is from RefSeq and is a predicted model, not a curated record. Gene Ontology annotation, biological process: amino acid transmembrane transport. NCBI's taxonomy places the organism in Eukaryota, Metazoa, Chordata, Actinopteri, Cypriniformes, Xenocyprididae. The coding region runs from base 192 to 1844 and encodes 550 amino acids.
GUAGUUGUUUGAACUCUUUCUCACGUUCCAAAUACGUUGUGUACCCGUGAAAUCUGCACUACUAAUCCCAUGUGACAUUUGAAAGGCAUGUGCCGUUUAAAUACUGAGUUUCCUUUUCAAAACAAUCGUCUCAGCAGAUUGUCGGUUUAUGUCUGAUUUCGGUGAUGACGGUUUAAACGACACACAGCAUCAUGGAUGAGGACAGUAAACCGUUACUAGGAUCAGUGCGAGCUGGGGAGUAUUACACGGAUUCACUGGACCCCAAGCAAAGAAGACCGUUCCAUGUGGAGCCCAGGAAUAUUGUGGAGGAUGAUGCUCAGGAGAGAGUGUCUGCUGAAGCUGCGGUACUGAGCAGUAGAGUUCAUUACUACGGCCGUCUGACAGCCUCCUCAGACAGACUGCUGGCACCUCCAGACCAUGUGAUUCCUUCUCUUGAGGACAUCUAUAUCUACAGUCCACUGGGAACAGCGUUCAAAGUGCAGGGAGGCGACAGCACUGCCAAAAACCCCAGCAUUGUCACAAUUUUUGCCAUAUGGAACACUAUGAUGGGAACAUCUAUAUUAAGUAUACCAUGGGGAAUAAAACAAGCUGGUUUCACUCUGGGCAUCAUCAUCAUUGUUCUUAUGGGCCUGCUGACACUCUACUGCUGCUACAGAGUAUUAAAGUCCACAAAGUCCAUACCUUAUGUGGAUACCUCAGACUGGGAGUUUCCUGAUGUGUGUAAAUAUUACUUUGGGGCAUUUGGAAAAUGGUCGAGUCUCAUCUUCUCACUGGUGUCACUGAUUGGUGCGAUGGUGGUCUAUUGGGUUCUCAUGUCCAAUUUCCUUUUCAAUGCAGGGAAAUUCAUUUACAACUAUGUUCACAAUGUCAGCACAUCAGAUACUUUUGGUACAAAUGGAACAGAUAGAGUGAUAUGUCCGUAUCCAGAUGUGGAUCCAGACAGGAACAGCAGCGGCAUUCUCCUGUACUAUGCGACUGAGAACAGCACUGGUCAUGUGUUUGAUCUCUGGUGGAGCAAAACCAACACCAUCCCAUUUUACCUCAUUGUUCUGCUGCUGCCACUGCUCAAUUUCCGCUCAGCUUCUUUCUUCGCCAGGUUCACUUUCCUAGGCACUAUAUCGGUGCUCUAUCUCAUCUUUUUGGUCACAUAUAAAACUAUUCGACUGGGCUUUCACCUGGAGUUCCACUGGUUCGAUUCAUCAACGUUUUUUGUUCCAGAGUUCAGAUCACUGUUUGUUCAGCUGAGCGGGGUUCUCACAUUAGCAUUUUUCAUUCACAACUGCAUCAUCACGCUUAUGAAGAACAACAAACAUCAAGAAAACAAUGUGCGGGAUCUGUCCUUGGCUUACCUGCUGGUGGGAUUGACAUACCUCUAUGUGGGAGUGCUGAUCUUUGCUGCUUUCCCAUCACCACCGCUGUCUAAAGAGUGCAUUGAACCAAACUUCCUGGAUAACUUUCCCAGCAGUGAUAUCCUAGUGUUUAUAGCGAGGACCUUCCUUCUGUUCCAGAUGACCACUGUGUAUCCUCUGCUUGGGUACCUGGUGCGCGUGCAGCUCAUGGGCCAGAUCUUUGGGGACCAUUACCCAGGUUUCUUUCAUGUCUUUUUCCUGAACAUCCUUGUUGUCGGAGCUGGAGUUCUGACGGCCAGGUUUUACCCCAACAUUGGUUCAAUCAUCAGGUAUUCGGGGGCCAUCUGUGGCCUGGCUCUGGUGUUUGUGCUUCCUUCUCUGAUCCACAUGGUGUCACUCAGACGCAGAGGUGAGUUACGCUGGCCCUCGGCGCUCUUCCAUGGCUUUCUCAUCCUGCUCGGAGUGGCCAAUCUGUUCGGACAGUUCUUCAUGUGACACGCUGGGCCUUAAAUCAGUUGCACACCCUCUGGUUUCUCGGGGUGAUUUUCAUAGGAAUGAAGUCCUGGUAGUACUAACCUACUAAACAAGUACAGGUGAAUUUCAUUACAAGAAACUCACUCAAAGGCACCAAACGUCUAAGUUUUGACAUUUUAAAAGGAUUUAAUUAAAGUUAUAGAAUUAUCAUAUUGCUUUUAACUGCUCUUACUAGCUCAAACAAGCUAUUUCAGCAGGGAUUCAGUCAUUUAAAAAAAUUGUAUUGUAUUUUUCUUCCUAAUAAUUGUCAUGAUUUCAUCAAGACUCUGAAUUUAAAACGUUUAGUUAAAUGUGGAGUGAAGACACUUUUGUUACAUGUGAUGAGCAGAUGAUUAUUACUGGAACUGUACUGAACGCCACUGAAUUCUGCCUAACAUCACUGCUGGAAUGUGCUUUGAAUUUUUCACAAGUUCUCAGAUUAGACACAGAUAAGGUCGACGUGCAACAGAAAUGCAACUCGAAGCUCUUCCGGACCCAGUCCUCACUGUGACAGUGUUGUGAAUGCUCUUGUAUCAGUGUACUGAAAUUUAACUUGUGUAAUUAGUGGAUAAAAAAAGGGAAUCAAAAGUCUAGACUACAGACAAACAUUUCCUGAUGACUGUUUCUUGCUGAUAUUGCAGUGUUUGUGUCAUUCUCCAGCUGAAUCUGAGCGUACUGAUGCAUUCUGUGUGUUCAUCUCACUUUAUAAAAUGUGCACAACAAAUAAGGGAAGCUUAAAUUUGCACACUUUUGUGAGAUUCCAAAGCUUAAGUCACUUUUAAGCAUUUCUGUCACUUUCUGUCUUAUGUUCUUGUGUAUUUUUUAAACAAUUAAAUUUAAGUGACAUUGUGACCUUUCUGUAUUUGAACAACUUGUAUUUCAGAGUAUAAAAUGAACAGCACACAUUACCUAAACAUAGUUCAACCCUAAAAAAAAUUUCCAAUACAGAACACAACAAGUGUUGUUAACAGAGGGUUUUUUAAUGGUUUCCUUCAUAAUGCUUUCCAUUCACUUCAAAAGUGCAAAACUACAUGUGCUACUUUUUACAGGAAAAUUGUCAAACUCUGAGUAAAUGUUUUCAUAUCACAGCCAACACUUUUUUUUUUUUUAUCAAAUGUCAGAGGAACAAAACUGCAUAGUUCCAAAAAUAUGCUUUUAAACAUCUGUUGUGAAUAAAAAGAAUAAACUGUUUAA